AUGGCGGACGGAGGCUGGGGCGUGCGACGCCGACUGGCUAUCUGGGAGAGCCGAGCAGACUCGUUCCACGAUAAAUCGAGCGCCGAUCCUGUACGAACCUCCACGUCAGGUUCGGGAGCUCCCUGCGGCGCGCCAGCGCAGUAUGGCGCGUCGCCAGCCGUCGGAUCAACGGCGGCGGCGAACGGAGGGCGGAGAUGGGAGCAGUGGGAUCGGACGUACGACAACGUGCAUUUCUCCACUCCGCGGGAUGGCCAGUUUGGUGGGCCCGGCGCGUCGUCUAGCUAUGUGCCCGAGGACCCUCGCUACACGCCUACGACCAACCCGCCUGCCCCUGUUGCGCCCAAGCACAACCCGCUCUCCCUGUGGGGUUUCCAGGUGAACAGUGCGAACCUGAAGCUGGUCUUAAAGCCCAACAUCACGGAUCGCAAGUGGAAGGUCAUUUUUGAGCCGCAGAGAGGAGACAUCCGCUUCCUCACCCGCAAGAUCCCCAUCAUGGGGCUGCUCAACCUGCAGGUGGGCAUUGGGCAUGACUUCAGGCACAACGCGACGGGGUGGAAGUGGAAACUCACCUCCGUGCUGAAUGGGAACACGCCCUCAGAGAUUCGUUAUAAGCACAACCUGCCCGUGUGCCCGGGCAUGGACGUGCGCGUGGGGUGGAAUGCCGAAUACGUGCUGCCCGACAUGCACGGAGCCUUGGGAACAGGGGAGCCCAUUCUCGGGCUGAAUGUGGGGCGGUUGUACGCAUCUGUGGAGAGACUAGAAGCCAUCUUCACCUCCAUUGACUGA
Molecule: messenger RNA, 786 nt
Organism: Closterium sp. Yama58-4
Lineage: Eukaryota; Viridiplantae; Streptophyta; Zygnematophyceae; Desmidiales; Closteriaceae
Source: the annotation of a GenBank genome assembly